AUGUUGUAUGAGCUGAUUGCCAUUGUCCGCCCGGGCAGUACCCACGAAGUUCGCGAGAUCGCCCGUAACACCGGUCUCCAGGUGAUCCGCUCCGGCGGCGUGAUCCGGGGCUACACCAACUGGGGCCCGUUCCGACUGCCCAGAGCCACAACGAAACACCAGGCCCGAUACCACGAUGGUCACCACUUCUUCAUGCGCUUCGACUCGUCCGGCCCCGUCCAAGCAUCAUUGCGCCGAACUCUCAGCCUCGACCCCCGUAUGAUCAACUUCACGGUGGUGAAGCUGGGCGACACGCUCGAGAAGGUCAAGGACAUCAAUGGGAGAAUCGAAUGGAACAAUAGCCGCAACAUUACCGACUCGAUCUAA
Penicillium alfredii is the source of this 366-nucleotide messenger RNA. Its product is annotated as mitochondrial 37S ribosomal protein bS6m. The transcript has 3 exons. Gene Ontology annotation, cellular component: ribosome; mitochondrial small ribosomal subunit. Gene Ontology annotation, biological process: translation. The coding region runs from base 1 to 366 and encodes 121 amino acids. Lineage: Eukaryota; Fungi; Ascomycota; Eurotiomycetes; Eurotiales; Aspergillaceae. The record is from RefSeq and is a predicted model, not a curated record. Gene Ontology annotation, molecular function: small ribosomal subunit rRNA binding; structural constituent of ribosome.